Molecule: messenger RNA, 1489 nt
Organism: Vespa velutina
Lineage: Eukaryota; Metazoa; Arthropoda; Insecta; Hymenoptera; Vespidae
Product: esterase AGAP003155
Exons: 5
Coding region: 114-773 (219 amino acids)
Biological process (GO): response to retinoic acid
Cellular component (GO): cytoplasm; nucleus
Source: RefSeq, a predicted model, not a curated record
UAUAUAUAUAUAUAUAUAUAUAUAUAUAUAUAUAUAGUUAAUGUAUGUUAAUCUAACAAAGUAAAGAUUUAAAAAUAUUUUGUAGUUAUUGUAAUUUUAUUAAGAUUUUUAUAAUGCAGGUUGCCCAGAAUAAACUACGAAUUUUAGCAAUUCAUGGAUAUCACCAAUCUGACAUAAUUUUUAAAGGGAAAUUAGGUUCAUUGCGUAAGGGCUUUAAAAAAGAAUUGGAUUUUACAUUUGUAAAAGCACCUCAUAAAAUUCCAAAUCAAAAUGAAUUUAAUACGGAUGCAGAAGAAAGUGGCUAUGGUUGGUGGUUUAAUACCGAAGAUUGUGUAUUCAAAGCAACCGUACAAAGCAAUCAUUGUGUUGGCUUUGAAGAUAGUUUAGAUGUGAUUAUAAAAACAUGCCAAGAACAUGGUCCAUUUGAUGGGAUUCUUGGUUUUUCUCAGGGUGCAGCCUUUGCUGUUAUUUUAUGUAUUAUGCAACAAAGAAAGAUAUGUCCAUUUAAAUUUAAUUUCGCCAUUAUUAUAUCAGGAUUUAUAUCAUUGUGCGCACCACAUGCCAAAUAUUAUAACGAAAUAAUAGAAAUGCCUUCAUUGCAUGUUUAUGGAUUGAACGAUAAAGUCAUUCCAACUGAUAUGACUGAAAAAGUAUGUGAUUUAUUUAAAGACUGCAGUAAAAUUACACAUGAAGGUGGACAUUAUAUACCUAGCAACAAAAAUGUUUACAAAGCUUUCAUUAUGGAAAUGAUGGAAAGAAAAUUGCAUGAAUAAAAUUUCGCAUGAUAAUUAAUCAAUUUGUUGACAAAUAUAAUAAUUUAAUUAUAUGUAUGAAAUUGUAUUUAUAAGCAGAACAUAGUGUUAUUGUUCAUACAAUAUACAGUAUGCAUUUACAUCAUAAGCUUUAAAAGAAUUAGAAAAAGAUGUUGAUAUAGUAAUAUUAGCAAAUUUAUUAAAACUUACAUAAAACAUUUCCUAUCUGUACAAAAUGAAAAUAAACACAAUUUCAUAGUAUUAUAAGCAAGAUUUAGCUAACUACAAUUAUAUUUUUUAAUAAUGACAUAUAUAAGACAAAAAAAAGUUUUUUUUGUUAAUAAAAUUAAAGUAAAUUCAUGAAAGUUCUUUUACAUAUAAAAUGUAAUGUAUUAAAUUAUUUAUGAUAUAUCAAAUAAUACCGGAAGGCAAAACAUUAUGGAGUAUUAAUUUUACUAUUAGUUGUAUAAAGUUUAUGAAGCCAUAUACGAUUUUUGUGAUAUCUUAUGAAAUUUACGAAAUAUGUUCUUAUGAAUUAUAAACAUCACUAUAUGUUAUCUUAAAAUACUAUAGUUAUGUGUAUAGUAAUAAUUAUGUUAUAUGUAACUUAUAAAGUACAUUGUAUAUUUUGUGAGAACAACCUUUUAUGGCUUAAUUUACUUUACAAUUCUUGGAAAAUGCAAUUUGUAAUUUUUGUAAACAAUGUAAUACAAAAUAACAUAACUCAUUUACAAAUA